AGAAUAUAUGUCAAAAGAAAAUAAAGGUGGAUGUUGAGGAGGCAAGCAUAAAAAGAAAUUUGAUAAAGAUGGCAGAAGGCUAACAAUUAGUAACAAAGAUAGUAAAAAGAAAAUUAAGAAACAUAAAGGAUUUAUGGCAGUAGAGGCAAAAGUUGUGUUGCUAGGAGAGAGUGGCGUUGGGAAAACUGCAUUAAGUACCAAGUUUAGUGAAGGAACCUUCCCUGAAAAUACUUCUGUCACUCUUGGAGGGUCCUAUUGAAAAUAAGGAAUGUGUUUUAGACUCUGGAAAUACGGUAAUAUUGCAUAUUUGGGAUACAGCAGGAUCAGAAAAUUCGAGGGCGAUGCUUCCUCUGUAUUAUCGAGACUCUUCAGGAGGUCUGAUUACUUAUGAUAUCGGGUCAAGGAAAAGUUUUGAAAGUAUUAACUAUUGGGUAAAGGAGUUAACCCAGAAACUUACUCCAGGCACCUAUAAAAUUGCGAUAAUUGGGAAUAAAUGAGAUCUUCCUGAAGAAGAAAGGGAAGUUUCUCAUGAAGAAGCUUCUCAAUUCGCAAAGGACAAUGGAUUUUUAUUCUCAGAAGUUUCCGCAAAGACAGGGGAAGGAGUAGUGAGAAUAUUUGAGGAAUUAUCUGAGAAAAUAUUCCAAAUGAAAUCUGAUUAA
Molecule: messenger RNA, 659 nt
Organism: Moneuplotes crassus
Lineage: Eukaryota; Ciliophora; Spirotrichea; Euplotida; Euplotidae
Source: the annotation of a GenBank genome assembly